GAAGAAGAAUCGUUUGUUGAAAAUUAAAAUCCUAUUUUUUUCGCAUAUAUUUACAAAAUUAGUUUCGUUUAUGUGACGUGCCGCUUGGCAAGCUUACAUUAUAUCGUGGGCUCUCAGCGAGCUCUAGUGCUGGAAUUUCCAGCUCCAUCGAGUGCAUUGAGUUUACCCAGUCGCAAUUGAGACAGAGUGUUUUUAAUACUCGCAUAAUGUUUCGAAGUCGUAGCUGGUUUGGCGGCCCUUGGGGCGGACGUCCUAAGAAUCGACUGUCAUUGGAGCACCUAAAGUACCUGUACAGUAUUUUGGAAAAAAACACAACGGUAUCGGAGAGCAACCGCGGUCUGCUGGUUGAAUCAUUGCGCUGCAUUGCCGAGAUUCUUAUCUGGGGCGAUCAACAUGACUCCCUUGUGUUCGACUUCUUUUUGGAGAAGAACAUGCUCUCAUACUUUUUGCACAUUAUGCGGCAGAAGAGCGGCGGCUCCAGCUAUGUUUGCGUACAGUUACUCCAGACACUUAAUAUUCUCUUUGAGAACAUCCGAAAUGAGACAUCCUUGUAUUAUUUACUAAGUAAUAACCAUGUGAAUUCUAUAAUGUUGCACAAAUUUGACUUUUCCGAUGAGGAUGUCAUGGGCUAUUACAUACUCUUUCUGAAAACGCUGAGCCUCAAGCUAAACACACACACAAUACAUUUUUUCUACACUGAGCACACAAAUGACUUUCCACUGUACACGGAGGCUAUUAAAUUCUUUAAUCAUCCCGAGUCCAUGGUGCGCAUUGCAGUGCGCACAAUUUCCCUGAAUGUGUACAAGGUGCAAAAUGCGAGCAUGUUGCGUUUUAUUAGAGACAAAACGGCGGCACCCUACUUCAGCAACCUGGUUUGGUUUAUUGGCAAGCACAUAUUGGAGCUGGAUACCUGCGUGCGCACAGACAUAGAUCACCAAUCGAAGCAAAAGCUUUCCAAUUUGGUUGCCGAACAUCUUGAUCAUUUACACUACUUGAGUGACAUCCUGCUGCUGGAUAUCACGGAUCUGAAUGCCGUUCUCACUGAACACUUGCUGCACAAGCUGUUUGUACCCUUGUAUAUAUUCUCGUUGACGCCAGCGCCGCCGCCGCCUUCGUUAGCAUUGGUCACGCAGAAUUUGGCGGCUGUGCUGAAUCGCAAUGUGGACAUAGACAUUCAGGAAAUGCAUAAUCCACGUGUUAGCUCAAUUGUGGCGCUAUAUUUGCUAUCGCUCGUGUUUCUGGUUGUCACGCAUGCGCCGCUGGUGCAUGCCCUCGCCUGGGUCAUUCUAAAUGGUGACCAUAGCGUAUUCAAAGAAGGCGCUGCCGAAAUACUCAACUCCUAUACGGAACAUCGCGAAGUGGUGGUGCCUGGUUUUGGUGAGCCACAUGAGAGUCUCGAACAGGCAUUGGACACGGUUGUAGGCCAUACGGCGAACUACAGCGGCGAUGCAGCUAGCGAGGACAACGGCGUGGAAUCAACAGCAGCGACGACAACAUCGGCCACAAGCAGGCACAUAGAAACUGUUGCUGAGGCUGCAGCCACCAGGUUGCGCAACAUAACCGACGAGGAGAAACAGAUGCUGCAGCAGUCCACAUCGACGCAGGCUUUCACUGAGCUAGCCAAGCCUUUUCUGGACACCGUGUUGCAGUCACUUGAUUGCACAGAGAAUGAUUAUCUGGCCCUAUUAUCACUCUGCCUCAUAUACGCCAUGUCCCACAAUCGAGGCAUGAAGAACGAAUGGUUUGAGCAGGUGCUCUCCAAAUCCAUGCGGGGCUCUUUUAGCUAUAAGACUGCGCUAAUUGAGCAUCUGCUUAAUAUCAUCACGCAUUCCAGCCUACCAUCCAGUCGCAUACGUUUGAUCACAGUUGAGAUUGCCUUGGAGCUGCUGCUGACCUUCACCAAGCCGGUUGCGGAUGAGGCGCCCUGCAUAACGGCCACGCAGCAGGGUUUGCUCUUCAGUGCCCGCAAUCAGUCGAUGGUUGUGCUGCGCAACUUUUACAAAUCGGAGGACAUAUUCCUAGAUCUGUUCGAGGAUGAGUACAAUGAGAUGUGCAAGGCACAGCUGAAUGUUGAGUUUCUUUGUAUGGACUCGAACAUUCUUCUGCCGCCAACAGGCACGCCUUUAACAGGCAUUAGCUUUACCCGGCGCCUGCCAUGCGGUGAGGUGGAGAAGGCUCGACGCGCCAUUCGCGUAUACUUCCUCUUGCGUCGAACGUGCCAAAAGUUCUUGAAUGAGAAGGAAUCGCUGCUGCCACUGACGAACGUAGUAAAUCUUGUGCAGGUGGAGAAUGUGCUUGAUCUGAACAACAGUGACCUAAUUGCCUGCACUGUUGUGUCGAAGGAAAAUGCUAAGCAGCGGCGUUUCUUGGUCAUUGAUGCACUGCAACUCAUACUCGUGGAGCCCGAUGCCAAGCUGUUGGGCUGGGGCGUGGCCAAAUUUGUGGGCUUCCUGCAAGAUGUGGAGGUGCAGGGUGACAAGGAUGAUUCACGCUGCCUGCACAUCACAGUGCAUCGCGGCGGCGUCACUCAUAAUCGCACGCCGCAGCUCUCUGCCAAAUUUUUGUUCGACGAUCAUAUACGGUGCAUGGCGGCCAAACAGCGCCUGACAAAGGGUCGCAGCAAGGCGCGUCAGAAGAAAAUGUAUCAAAUAGCACAGCUUAUUGAAAUUCCCGGCCAGCUGGACUCGCCGCUGUUUCCAGUGUGUGGCACCUCAACAAGUUGUGGCAAUACGCGCCUGGCGCAAAAGGGUGCAAAUUUGACAGCGAGUCGAGUGCCCGGCUUUGCGGCAGUGCUGCGUGGUAACAACAGCGCGGGCAUAAGUCGCACGCAGAUGGCGCAGAAUCGUUCCCUAGAGGGCAUACGGAAUGAAAGCGGCAGCCGCUCACGACGACGAAGUCCCAAUGCCGGCUCCAGUUCACCGUUGUCGCUGCGGCUGGGAAACACAGCUCUGGAUCGCGAUCGUUCACCUAGUGUCAGUGGCGGCAGCCACAGCUCCUCCCAGUCUAGAGAAAAUUCACAGGCGCGCGGCUCCGGUAAUCGCUCCCGUGAGAGCAGUCCACGUAUGCCAAGACCACGUUCAGAGGAAAUCCCUUUAGAGGAUUUUCCCCAUUCACGCAAUAAUAGUCCACACUCGCGCAGCGCUGUGGGCAAUGCAUCUCCAUCCUCUCGUUCGCAUACGCCUUCUCGCGUGCUGCACAUCGAUCAAAUAUCGGUGCACAGUGGCUCGCCACGGGAACCGUCGUCUCUGGGCACGAAUGCUUUAUUAAGCCAACUGAAUGGUGGCGUAACCAUUGCUAGAGAAGUGCUCCCGGCACAAAGCUCCGAGGAAACAUCCUUUAUAGGCAAUGAUGUUGAUGAUGAGAACAGACGAAAGGGCCGAAGCAACAUUGAAACGGUUUAAAAACAAUUUUAGUGUUGUGACAACAUUGUAAUCUACUGUGUAUAAUAGAAAGUUAAAUUGUCGCUGCAAUUUUCAAUUCCAUUUACUGUUACUUUUAGCUUUCAUUUAGAAAUAAACGUUAAUUUGACGAAUUUGAAAUGAAA
Messenger RNA from Drosophila montana, 3544 nucleotides. RefSeq names its product C-type lectin domain containing ema (gene ema). Gene Ontology annotation, biological process: regulation of autophagosome maturation; endosome to lysosome transport; endosomal transport. The coding region runs from base 207 to 3401 and encodes 1064 amino acids. Gene Ontology annotation, cellular component: late endosome; endolysosome membrane. The record is from RefSeq and is a predicted model, not a curated record. NCBI's taxonomy places the organism in Eukaryota, Metazoa, Arthropoda, Insecta, Diptera, Drosophilidae. The transcript is spliced from 12 exons.